Botrytis deweyae is the source of this 1068-nucleotide messenger RNA. RefSeq lists its product as uncharacterized. NCBI's taxonomy places the organism in Eukaryota, Fungi, Ascomycota, Leotiomycetes, Helotiales, Sclerotiniaceae. The record is from RefSeq and is a predicted model, not a curated record. Bases 1 to 1068 code for a protein of 355 amino acids. The transcript has a single exon.
AUGGAGGAAUUCGGAUUCAAAUCCAACUCUGAAAAGAGGCGUGAGAAUUUGGAAUUAAUGAUUGAGACUUUGGAGUUAAUCAUUGCGAAAUUGAAGUUACUUCAUGAGAAACCUCGAAUCGCCCGCAGAUAUAGCACUACCGGUUGUCCCUCGAAUUCCUCAUUACCGAUUUACAACAGUAGCAAAUCUCAGAUUAGCCGUAGGCAAAGCACUGCCGAUCUACCCUCGAAAGCUUUGUGGUCGAAACCACAGUAUAAACCAGCCUCUUUAGUGGGUAUCACUCCCGAAAUUCGCCUCAUGAUCUAUGAUCACAUUCUCCUCCCAUCUGAGUUUGACGUAAUGUGUUCGAGUUGUCAUCCUUCGAAAUGUUGCCUUGAACUACCUGAACGUUGUGCAACCAACAACUUGUCAAGAAAGACGUUUAAAUCACCGCUGUUGCGAGUUCACCCGAGAAUUUAUCGAGAAGUUAAGGAACUUUUAUGGAAUCGUGCUAUCUUUGGACUUGGGUGCAUCAAUAAUGCACAUAAGUCACUCGUAUCUAUGAGUUGGAUCUCUCGUAGACUCAUCAGAAACAUCGAAAUAACUUUACAAUUCGAUUGCCGCUUUCAAAUUGAUCUGUCAAACAUGUCCAAAUCAAUCUCAACGAUGAACGCAAUGGCUCGAGAUGGACUUUUGCAAUCUAUAACUAUCAUUAUACCGCCUUUCCAACUUAAGCUUAUUCUGGAAGAGAAAUUGAAUGGCAAAUUCCAGUUUGAUCAAUUGCGAUCGCUCGGUAGUGCACGAACUUGGUCAUGCAAAAUGAUUAUAAGAAUACUAUAUUCCGAAAGUUACAUAGAUCUUCUCGAUCAUAUUUGUAUGCCCCUAAAAUACAAUUUUCGGAAUAUUCCUAAGGAGAAGAUUAUUCAAAUCUACAAAGAUUUGUUUGAGGAGUUAAAUCAGGCUUGGGGUGGAUCACUUUAUCUUGCAGAUACGUUGGUUUGGGAGAAUGGCCGUCAUGUCUACAGAGCUCCCCCAGCAAGAGUGGGUGCUCCAAAACCACUCUUCGAGUUCAUCAAGAGAAUUCAGUGA